Molecule: messenger RNA, 2997 nt
Organism: Nematolebias whitei (Rio pearlfish)
Lineage: Eukaryota; Metazoa; Chordata; Actinopteri; Cyprinodontiformes; Rivulidae
Gene: aplp2
Product: amyloid beta (A4) precursor-like protein 2
Exons: 18
Coding region: 194-2500 (768 amino acids)
Biological process (GO): central nervous system development; axonogenesis
Cellular component (GO): membrane
Molecular function (GO): heparin binding; transition metal ion binding; serine-type endopeptidase inhibitor activity
Source: RefSeq, a predicted model, not a curated record
GCAGACUCUCAGUCCUCAUUCUGGAGCCAGACUGUGGGUCUUUGCGACACCAGGCCCGGUUUCAUAAACCCAAACAGCCCGUUCGGUUCGGAGGUUUUAAACUCUCGGGGACUCCUCUUUGUUUUUUCAUCGCCUGGAACUUUGAUUUCCAGCCACAGCUGAGAGGAUUUACAAUCGGAGCCAGAAGCUCAUCAUGGGUCCAGCUCCUGCGGUUUCUGUCCUGGUUCUGGGCAUAGUGGUUCCAGCCCUGGCCGGAUAUAUCGAGGCGCUAGCUGCCAACGCCGGCACCGGCUUCGCUGUGGCCGAGCCACAGGUGGCCAUGUUCUGUGGGAAGCUCAACAUGCACGUCAACAUUCAGACCGGCCGCUGGGAGCCCGACCCGUCCGGAACCCAAAGCUGUGUAGGAACCAAAGAGGGCGUGCUGCAGUACUGCCAGGAGAUGUAUCCAGAGCUCCAGAUCACAAACGUGGUGGAAGCCGACCAUCCAAUCCGCAUUGAGAACUGGUGCAAGAAGGAGAGGAAGGUGUGCAAAGGGCACGCUCACAUUGUGGUGCCUUACAAAUGCUUAGUGGGAGAGUUUGUGAGCGACGUCCUCCUGGUUCCAGAGAAGUGCAAGUUCUUCCACAAAGAGCAGAUGGACAUGUGCGUCAGCCAUCAGCAGUGGCACCAUGUGGCCAAAGAGGCCUGUUCCCGGAGCACCAUGGUGCUGCACAGCUACGGCAUGCUGCUGCCCUGCGGCAUCGACAAGUUCCACGGCACCGAGUACGUCUGCUGCCCCGCCUCCCGCUCCAAGGAGUCCCCCUCACCCACCCCGCCCUCCCUGACCUCCCAGGAGGACGACGAAGAGGAGCAGAUGGAGGACGAGGAGGUGGACCUGGGGGAAGACGAGGCUGUGGAGGACAGUGAGACACCACCCGAUGAGCAGCCCACUCAGACGGAGGAGCCGGUGGACGAAGGUGAAGAGGAGGAAGAGGAGGAGGAUGAGGAGGAGUACCACUAUGUGUACGAGGACGAGGAGGCAGAUCGGGAGGACGAGGACGAGAAGAGACCGAGCAGUAAAGUGUCAGAGAAGGUCGACGAGGACAAGAUUUUAGAGGAAGUAAAAGCGGUGUGCACCCUGGAGGCAGAGACGGGCCCCUGCCGGGCCUCCAUGCCCCGCUGGCACUUCGACAUGGACCAGAGGAAGUGCGUGCGCUUCACGUACGGGGGCUGCGCCGGCAACCGCAACAAUUUCGACUCGGAGGAGUACUGCAUGGCCGUGUGCAAACGCCUGACUGUGCCUCCGACUCCUCAGCCCACCGACGACGUGGACAUCUACUUCGAGACUCCCGCCGACGACAAGGAGCACAGCCGCUUCCAGAGAGCCAAGGAGCAGCUGGAGAUCCGACACCGGAACCGCAUGGAGCGGGUACGAAAGGAGUGGGAAGAGGCCGACCGCCAGGCGAAGAACCUGCCAAAGGCCGAGAGGCAGACCCUGAUCCAGCAUUUCCAAGCCAUGGUGGAGUCCCUGGAGGAGGAGGCAGCCAGUGAGAAGCAGCAGCUGGUGGAGACCCACCUGGCCCGGGUUGAGGCCAUGCUGAACGACCGGCGCCGCCUGGCCCUGGAGAACUACCUGGCUGCACUGCAGGCUGACCCCCCCAGGCCUCAUCGGAUCCUGCAGGCCCUGAGGCGAUACGUCCGAGCCGAGAACAAGGACCGGCAGCACACCAUCCGACACUACCAGCACGUUCUGGCUGUGGACCCUGAAAAGGCUGCUCAGAUGAAGUCCCAGGUGAUGACCCACCUGCGGGUGAUCGAGGAGAGGAUGAACCAGAGUCUGUCUCUGCUCUACAAAGUCCCGUAUGUGGCCGAAGAGAUCCAGGAUGAAAUCGAUGAGCUGCUCCAGGAGCAGAAAGCCGACAUGGACCAGUUCCUGUCCUCCAUCUCCGAGUCGCAGCCGGACGUGGCCGUUUCGUCGGAGGAGAGCGUGGAGGUCCCCGCCUCCGAGGGCAAACCCUACCGGCCCAUCCAGGUCACGUCGCUGGGGUCCCGCUCCGAGCCCGAGGGCGAUCUAUCAGACUCCCCUCGAGCCUUCAAGAAAGGCUCCGCCAUGGCUGGUCUGGACGGUCUGAUCGGCGCCGAGGAGAGAAUCAUCAACAGCAAACCCAAAACCGAGGAAAACGUGGUGAUUGAUGAGUCUCUGGAUGUUAAAGAAGUGGUUUACAGUGCAGAGAGAGUCAGCGUUAUGCAUGAUGAUGAGCUGGACACUUACCGCCCCCUGGGGGAGGACUUCAGCUUCGGCAGCACCGCCCUGUUCGGCCUGCUGAUGAUCGCCGUGGCCAUCGCGACUGUGAUUGUGAUCAGCCUGGUGCUCCUGAGGAAAAGGCAGUACGGCACCAUCAGCCACGGCAUCGUGGAGGUGGACCCCAUGCUGACACCCGAGGGCCGACACCUGAGCAAGAUGCAGAACCACGGCUACGAGAACCCCACCUACAAAUACCUGGAGCAGAUGCAGAUCUAACCGGAGCUGGAGGCUCGCGGCGGAGGACAGAGACCCGGCGGGGAACAUACUACUGACCAAUAACACGAUGCUAUCGUUAAAAUCAUUUCUACACACCCAAACUGCUUUUUACGGGUUUGUUGGAAAACAAUCCUCGAGUAAAAGCUACUACUUCUACUACUGUUGUACUAUAGAGCUCUUUUUGAUCAUGUUUAUUUAGAGAAGUUUGCAAAAUAUAAAGCGAUAUAAAACCACGCAGAUCAAGAUGUAUAACAUUUCUUCAGACGUUUUUUUUUUUUUUUUUAACGUGAGCAAAAAAUCAGACUAACGUUUGUGACACAACUCUUCCGUUGUUUCCACCUCGCCGAGUGUCCAUCGUGAAUCUGACGAUGAAAUAAUCAGUGUUUUACUUUAUUCUUUUUAAUCUUGAUAGAUUGCUUGUAUAUUAAGGUUCUUUGUACCGAUUCAAAUGUUUAGUGAAAAAAAACAAAAAUGGAGGAACAAAAAAAAAAAAAAAA